Molecule: messenger RNA, 882 nt
Organism: Carica papaya (papaya)
Lineage: Eukaryota; Viridiplantae; Streptophyta; Magnoliopsida; Brassicales; Caricaceae
Source: RefSeq, a predicted model, not a curated record
UUUCAUGAUCCACUUACCAACCUUGGCGUCUACGAAAUUGGGGCUGUCUGGAUCUAGUUAUGCCUUUGACUCCAACCCCAAGACGAUGCAAUAAAACCCUUUUUCUCCUUCUUCUUGUUCCGCUACUCACUGAGUCAAUUUUCCUCAAGAAUGGAUGCACAACAAGCAUGGAGACUCAGAUUAUCUUUCAAGAACGCUACAAUAUUUUUGAGCAUAUUGAAUGUGUUUGCUCUUCUUUUCUUUCUUCAGGGCUUUCUCUCUUCCGCCUCCUCUCGCAACACUCUCUCCUCUGACCAACCCACUUCAGUUCAGCUCAAGUAUAUCAGAGAGUGUGAAGAAAUUCGCCUUGCUAUGCAACCUUUGGAACUCAUAAAAAGAGUGAGGGAAAUCCAGCAAGAGAAAUAUGUGGAACAAGAAACAGACCAGCAGAAUGAAGCAAAACAAACUGCAGCAAUUGAUCUUUCUAAAAGGCUGAAGGAUUUCCGCUCCCUUAAUGAUGCUGCCAGUUUGAAAGCUGUAGAAGAGUGGCGAAGAAGGAAGAUGGAGCGAGACAGGCAACGGCAACUUGAGAGAAAUGGUACCACUGCAUCUCUCUAAAAAUUUAGUGCUGCUGAUACUUAAAUGAGGUGGAACAGAACUGAUUGCUGAUGCAAGGAGUUGUCUUGGAUACAUUCUCAUAGUAUGUGUAUAUUACAGAAACUCAGUUUAUAGUAAAAUCUAGAGGUUUUAUGCAAGUUAGAAGUUUAUAGUCAGAUGUUUAUGCUUUCGCUUAUAGAACAGGCUCAAGCCUUUAAUUUUAUUGAUGUAACCAGAAUACAGCAUCUUUAUUUACCUGUUCUUGAUACAUCGAGUAGAAAUUUGGUAUAUUCUACAAGUUUGUAA